Messenger RNA from Ciona intestinalis (vase tunicate), 1290 nucleotides. The record is from RefSeq. NCBI's taxonomy places the organism in Eukaryota, Metazoa, Chordata, Ascidiacea, Phlebobranchia, Cionidae.
GUUUAGUAGUGACUGGUGGUACAACAUAGUGUUAUAACUUCCUUAAUUUUGUAUAAAUUAUUUUGAUACUGUAUGAAGAGAAGAGUGAUUUUGGUGAAGUAAAAAGAAACACAUAGCAAGGACAACAUGACUCGUUUUGCGAGAGGAGGUCCGCAUCAAAAGACACUGCAUGAAGCAUCAGCGUGGAAAGAUAUACAAAAACAAGCUCAGUCAAAUCAACAUGAUGAUAAAAAUUUUCAAUAUUCAUCACAACAAAACCUUGCCAUGGAUGUGGCGGUGAAAAAAGAUAAAAGGAGAGAUAAUCGGAGAAUAAAGAGAAUUCGAAAAAAAGAAGCGAAAAAGGUGUGCUUCCAUUGUCGCAUGCCAGGACAUGGAAUGGCUGAUUGUCCUGCUGUGAAGAAUGACAUGGAACAGGGAACCGAUAUCUGCUUUAAAUGUGGGUCAACUGAACAUUUAUCAAACGUGUGCUCUGUAAAAGUACCAGCAGGAAAAGAAUUUUUAUUUGCGAAGUGUUUCGUGUGUGGAGAAACUGGCCAUCUUUCAAAGGCAUGUCCAGAUAACCCAAGGGGGUUGUACCCUGAUGGCGGCAGUUGUCAGCUGUGUGGCUCUGUUGAACAUUAUAAGAAGGACUGUCCCGACCGUCCGGUAAAAGAUGAAAUUACAGUUUAUAGACAUAUCAUUGGUCGUCAUGCAAACAAGCAACACAUUAGCAUUGAUGAAGAAAUGAGUUUAUAUGAGGAUACUGAUACGAUUAAGAAAACUAAAUUAAAAACGCAUAAAAUUGUCAAGUUUUAACAUUGCAAUAAAACUUCAAUAUAAACCGUGUUGUUUUGUGUGUUUGUUUUUUAUUGUUGUGGUACAUACAUUGGAAAUGAAUGAAUAAAACUGGGAAACAACAGUAGUUAAAGCACAGGUGUUCUGUUUCAAAGCAUAUAAUAUUAUUUUGUGUAAUUUACAUGUAUUACUAAUAAUAAAUUCAUUUAUUACUGUAAAUAAUAGGAAUGUUAAAAGGCACCUGGUGUACCAAUUUUUAAUUAACUCUUUUUGUGUUUCAAUAUAUUUUGUGUUGUCAACGAAUAAAGGUGUAAAAUAUAAAUUUAUCAUAUCAUCUCAAAAACUUGAUAUAUUUUGAAUAUUGAAAUGUGGGACAAUAUGUGCCUAGUGUCCCACUCUGCCCCACCAUAAUAUAAUCUAUCAUGUAACUGUUUUUCUCACAUAUAUUUUUAUCAGACAACAAACAAAAUAUGUUUAAUACUUACCAACAAUAAUCAGCUUUGGUUGCACCUUGCA